Molecule: messenger RNA, 3186 nt
Organism: Morchella sextelata
Lineage: Eukaryota; Fungi; Ascomycota; Pezizomycetes; Pezizales; Morchellaceae
Exons: 9
Coding region: 1-3186 (1061 amino acids)
Source: RefSeq, a predicted model, not a curated record
AUGUCCACCCCGACAACCACCACGCCCCCCCUCCACGUCCACCUCGACGCCCUCACCCUCGAGCGCGAACAGCGCCCCUACCGCGCCACCACCUCCGUCUACCACCGCACCCCGCGCUCCUACCGCUCCACGCACUCCGGCCUGCACUCCUCGCAAGCGCGCACGCCCACCACGCACUCCCCGCGCGCCUCCGUCUCCACCCUGCAGCUCCAGCACCUGCUCGAGAAGCUCGAAAUGGACCAAUACAACACCUACGGCGUCGAGGAGCUGCGCGACGGCUUCUUCGACGCCUCCUUCUACCGCCCCAUCAAGCAGCAGCAGGACGCCGACGACCCGCCAUGCCCGUCGUCGCUCUCCGCCCACCGCACAACAGCGGCCCAGUGGGUGCGGUCCCAGAUUGCAGACGCAAAGGACGCUGCGAAGCUAGUCUUCACGACGCGCAAGGGCGUGGCGCUGGGGAAGAGCUUCCUGGCCUACUUUGCGGCCUACUGGAUCCUCAUCGCGGCACUCUUCAACCACCCCGGGCGUACCCUCGGCGCACAGAUCGAGGGGACCGUGUCCUGCGCCGUCGGCGGCGCCCUCGGGCUCGCUGUCGGUGCACUGGCGCUCGAGGUCGCGGCGUCGAGCGAGGCGGGGUACGGCGGCGUGCUGACCGUGUUCAUCGCCGUGUUCAUCGGCGUCGCCAGCUGGAUCCGGUGCUCGCUGGUGCGCGUGUACCAGGCGAUGAUGAGCGCGGGGCUGGCGUUCUUCUUCUUGGUGCUGGUGGACGUGCGCACGGUUGCGGCGCGCGGGGCGUGGGACCGCGGGAGGGUGGGGGAGUGGGGCGUGCCGUGGGCCGUCGGGCUGGCGCUGUGUGCGGUUGUGAAUGUGGUGGUUGCGCCGGAGGCGGGCGGGAAGGCUGUUGCAACCGCACUGCACAAAGCGCUGCUCUCGGCGCUGGACGGGCUCGUGCUGCAGCGCGCAUACUCGCCCGCCACGCACCGCCACAUGUCGCUGCAGCUCGUCAACCUCUCGGAGGCCGUGCGCGACAUGCGCAGCGAGCUCAUCCUGUCGCCGCUCGCGCCGGCCGACGCCCUGCAGCUGCGGAACCUGCUGCAGGCCGUGAUCCGCGACAUCAUGGCCAUCAAGCCCGACGCCAGCCUCUUCGACACGCCCGCCCCCGCGCCCGCUAAGACGCCAGACCAGGAAGACGACGCGGUGAUCAUUGACCUUUCCCCUACCACCGCCGCCGGCGCAGCUGCUGCAGCCACCGCCGACAACGACAACGACAACGACAACGACAACGACAACGACUCGCUCGCCUCCUCGACCGCCGCCCACCUCACGCUGGUCCGCAGCAUCAUGGCAGCGCCCACGCAAGCGCUCCUCGCCGCCUCCGCCUCCGUCCUCAAAAGCUGCGACAGCACGCUCAUGACACUCCUGCACCACCGCGAGCUCCUCCGCCACCCCACCACCACCACCACCACCCACACCCUCACAACCACGCACACAGCCUUCACCGCCGCCCUGCGCGCAUUCGACGCCGCCGACACGCGCCUGAUGGAGCACCCGGACCUGCCCAGCUCCUACGCGGCGCACCCGGACCUCGUGAGCCUCUUCCUGUUCAUCCACCCCGUGCGCCAGGCCGCCGAGUCCAUCCUCCCGCUUGUCACCAAGGUGCUGGCCCUCGAGCGCGGCUGCAACCGCAAGCGCGUCUAUCUCCCCGACUACCCGCUCGCGCAGGCGCUCUACCGCGCGUCGCCGCAGGUGCGCCAUGACCGCGGGGGGCUGACGGCGGGGUACUACUUUAAGAGUAAGCAGCGCAUCGACGAGGCCAUGGCGCGGUACCACUCGCUGCCGUUUACGCCGAGCCCGGAUAUCCUCUCGAAGACCACCGACUCCGACUCCGACCCCGACCCCGACCCCACGACCACGACCACGACCACGACGCACCCGGGCACCACGGCGGAGCACGAGACGACGCGCUUCAAGGCGUGGCGGGUGGUUCAUCGGCUGCAGCAGUUUGAGAGCCGCUUCGCGGUGAAGGUGGUGCUGGUGACGGGGCUGCUGAGCGUGCCGGCGUGGGCGGCCGCGAGUAGGGGCUGGUAUGUGGCCAACGAGAGCUGGUGGAGCGUGGUGGCCGCGUGGUUCAUGAUGCACCCGCGCGUCGGCGGGAGCGCGCGGGAUCUGGUGGCGAGGAGCGUGGCGGCGGCGGUGGGCGCGGUGUGUGGUGGGGUGGCGGUGGGGGCGGGCGGGGGGAAUCCCGUGGUGGUGGGGGCGUUUAUGGCCGUGUUUAUGGCGGCGUGCAUCUUCCGGUUCACGGCGAGCUCGCACCCGCGCUCGGGGCUGAUGGGGUGCGUGGCCUUCUCGGUCGUCUCGGUGAGCGCUUACGCGGCCGCGGACGCCACGGGCACGGGCACGGCGGCGGGGUCGGCGCGCAUUGCGUGGACGCGCGGGGCGGCGCUGAUUGUGGGCAUUGUGAGCGCCGUCGUGGUCAACUGGGUCAUCUGGCCGUUUGUGGCGCGGCAUGAGCUGCGGAAGAGCCUGUCGUUUAUGAUGCUGAAUCUGGGCAUCUCGUAUCGCGGCGUUGUUGCGAGGUACAUUUACUACGACGCCGACUCGGCGCCCACCAAGGAGGAUCUGGAGCGCUCGGAGAUGCAGGAGGCGCGGUUGAGGGAAGGAUUCGUCCGCAUGCGCGAGCUGCUGGAAAUGACCAGACACGAGAUACGCCUACGCGGGCCCUUCAACACAGCGCCCUACAGCGCCGCCAUGGACAGCUGCGAGCGCUUCCUCGAACACAUCGUCGAAGUGCGCCAAUCAUCCCUCUUCUUCCAGCCCUUCCUCUACGGCGGCACCGACGAGUUCACCCGCAAAAUGCUGUCGGUGCGGCGCGACGCCGUGGCGAGCAUCCUGAUGAACCUGUACAUCCUUGCGGGCGCGCUGCGCGCGAAGCGGCCCGUGCCCAUGUACCUGCCGUCGGCGGCGGCGGCGCGGAAGCGCCUGCUGGAGCGCAUGGCGGAGAUUGAGGAGGAGGAUGAGGCGCUGGCGGAGGUGCGGCCGCGGCCGGAGGGGUCGCGGAGGUGGGCGGAUGUGUAUCAGUACGCCUAUUCGUCCGCGCUCACGGACAUCGUCGAGCAGUUGGAGCUGCUGCAGCGGUACACUAAGGCGAUUGCGGGGGAAAUGGCGCUGGAUUUUCCAGACUGGUAG